Messenger RNA from Clarias gariepinus (North African catfish), 1142 nucleotides. RefSeq names its product chromosome 19 C5orf15 homolog (gene c19h5orf15). The coding region runs from base 37 to 840 and encodes 267 amino acids. The transcript has 3 exons. Lineage: Eukaryota; Metazoa; Chordata; Actinopteri; Siluriformes; Clariidae. The record is from RefSeq and is a predicted model, not a curated record.
GGCCACGCCCACUUAUCUCAAAACACACGACUCAAAAUGGCGACGUUGACAAAGCUGGAGCAGAAGCACUCAAAUACCUUUUUAGCAGCUCUUUUGGUCGUUUUACAACUUACAUUUAUGACAUGCUCCUCAUUACCCAGGCCCCUUCCUGUGUCAAAUAAAGUAGAAAACAUUCAAAAUGUUACUUCCUCCAGCUUCCCUUCAUCCAUAUCAAGCAAUUACAAGAACACAUCAGAAAUCCAAAACUUAAAAUUGACCAAAGUUGCUACUACUCAGCUCCCUUCCAUCCCUACAACAGCAGACACGACACCAACAGCUCCCAAACCAAUAAAUGCAUCAGAGGUGACCUCAGAAGACCUUAAGCUUACUGUGUUGAACUCAAGUGUGGCAAAUUUAACUUACCUUUCUGAAUCCAAACCUGAAGAUUUGAAUGUUACAACCUUUCUUGAUGAGAUCAACACCAUUGGUGAUGUGAACUCUAACGAUGAUGGCCCUGAUGAAGAUGGUAAUUACAUGGGUCUUAAGAAGAAUAGCCAACAGGACAAAAAUAAAAUCCGUGCUAAAGACAAAACUGGAAAUAUCGAUGUCCACAUGAAGGACACCACCAUCUAUGCCACUCAAGAUGAAGACUCGCACUUCUUUUUUCACCUGGUGAUCAUUGCUUUGCUGGUGGCCAUAGUGUAUAUCACCUACCACAAUAAAAGAAAGAUAAUGCUCUUGGCUCAGAGUCGGCGCUGGAGGGAAGGCCUUUGUACCCGCAGCAUAGAAUACCAUCGGCUUGAUCAGAACGUGGAUGAGGCAAUGCCUUCAUUGAAGAUGACCAACAAUUAUGUCUUUUAAACCAAUCAUAUAUCAUAACAUUUAAGAUUAUUAUAAUAUCCUUUAAAUAUGAAGAGCUGGGUUUAUUACUUGUGAAUGGAAACUGCUUAAUUUUUUUUUCAAUAAAAGGAUACUUUUGUGUAUUUAGAAGUAAUUAAAAAAUGUUUUAUUCAGUUUGGGCUAGUCCUCUUUGGGCACUCUCCUUUAUGCAUCUCAUAUUUCUUUAUUGUUUUUUAAAUAUUCAGGAAUAUAACCUGCAAAUGUUUUUCCAUGGCUUUUAAGAGGGACCAUGUCGCUGUUUAAUUAAUGUACUGAUUAUAAAA